Messenger RNA from Coccinella septempunctata (seven-spotted ladybird), 1594 nucleotides. RefSeq lists its product as uncharacterized. The transcript is spliced from 2 exons. Bases 91 to 1554 code for a protein of 487 amino acids. The record is from RefSeq and is a predicted model, not a curated record. Lineage: Eukaryota; Metazoa; Arthropoda; Insecta; Coleoptera; Coccinellidae.
AUCAUUUCAACCAACUACACCUUUCGCUGCAGAUCUGAGAGCAAACGUCCUCCAAAUAAAUGCCUCCACCAAUCUGCAAAAGGGACACGAAUGGUGAUGCUACGCAUCUUUCGAUACCUGACCAUCUUCUUCGGAUUCUGCCUCAUCCUGCUGUGCUACUUCAUACACACGGUCAACAUCCUAUACCGCCAGAAUGAAAAGGAUAACUGGGCCGAAAAGGUGACAUUUAAAUAUCCGCGGAAAGUGCCGGGAAACGAUUAUUAUAACGUGAAAAACAUCGUGGCGUAUUCUUUGCUCAAGCGAAUUGAGAAUGAAAGUGAGGAGUUUUCUUGUGGUGAUGAUUUCCGGUUCCCAAAGAAUUUUGAGGAAAGGGGUGGUUUGUGGACUAAGGUGGGUGGAACCGGCUUGUACGUGUUGUCCGUGCAUUUUGACACCAGGCUAAGUCCCUACAAUUUUAUCAGGAUUAUCGGAAUGACUAAAGGUAUUCCUGCCAAUAAGAUCUAUUGUCAAAUUCGAAGUAGAAACAAUACCAACCAUUUUACCAAAGCUGUGAUAACUACAAUAUGGUCUGAAGAAUGGAACAAAAACGAUGUACAUUCAUAUUUUGAGCCAGUACUGCUAUCUUGCCGAGUGCCGAACGUGUUCAAACCCAAAUUCGUAUCAUUGAGUACAGAACCUUGUGGAACUCCUCACAGUAAUUUCGCCAUUGAAGCUUAUAAUGACACCAGUAGGAGAUUGAACUUUACGAUUUGCGUUAAACCUUUGGUUUUCAACGAAGACAUAAGCGAGGGUCUCCUGCAAUGGAUUCAAAUAAACGAAAUUUUAGGAGCCCAAAAGAUCAACAUUUAUUAUCAUUUGGUGAACGAUAGGACUAAGGGUAUUUUGGAGUGGUUGCAAACAAACGGCAAAAAAAUCGAAGUUUUUUACUUUGAACCAAUAGAAGGAUCUAUCUACCCUGAUGGUAGUGAAAUGGAUGCAGAGAUGGUUUGGCAGAGAAGGAAAUACGAGGUUGCGGCAUACAACGAUUGCUUCUACAAAAACCUCAACUCUGACUACGUUAUACCACUGGAUAUCGAUGAGAUAAUUGUGCCCAAACAAGAAAAUAAUUGGAAGGAUUUAUUUGAUACCAUAUCGGGAGCCCUGAAGGAUCGUUUUGCAUCUUUCAGCGUCCGAAACGCAUAUUAUUUCCGAGAACCCAAUAAUAAAACAGAAAAUGAACCAGUUUUUUUCUUCAGAUACGCAUCGCGAAGUAAAUUAAGCGGCAAAGAGGAGUCUGGAAAGAGUUUCAUUUCUUCGCGAAAUAGCUUGACAGUUUUCAACCAUUACACCUUGGACACUCUGAGACCGGGAGUGGGCAGAACUUAUUUUAUGACGAGCAACAAGGUUCAGCUGAACCACUACAAGAAGAAUUGUUCCAUUGUGAUAUUACCAGAGUGUGAGAAAUACAUUUCUAGUCAAAGAUUUCUCGAUUACGUUAUUUUUAAGUACAAAGAAGAAUUUCGAAAUAAUUAUUGUAAUAUUAUUAACCGCCUGAAAUCUGUGAAUAUCUUAUGACAAACAUUACCAGUUUUGUAGAGAUAAAGUGUCAAAAAUC